Messenger RNA from Pocillopora verrucosa, 3495 nucleotides. Lineage: Eukaryota; Metazoa; Cnidaria; Anthozoa; Scleractinia; Pocilloporidae. The record is from RefSeq and is a predicted model, not a curated record.
AUGGCCACCGCUGCAGCACCUUCGUUUCAUUCGACAAAAGAGACAACCAAUUACGCCCGCUUAUGCAGGCUUCUGGUGGAUGUCAGUGCACAUAUCUUGAGAGACACCUUUGAUAAGAGGCGUCCAACAGGAGACCUGAACGCAGUUUUGUCGAGUCCUCCAGUUCAUGCAGUCUUACAAUCACUUCGAAAUAAAAGAAUUCUUAGUCCUUUUCAAUGGGUAAAACUAUAUCCUGCCAUCAAAUCUGCAGUUUCAUCAAAGAAUUUCGAUAUCACUCUACUGAUGGUUUUGCUGAGGAAUAUAUGCGGUCUUGUUCGUCCGGCUACCGGCUGGGAUACACUUCCUCCUGAAACAGACACAACCCUUGAGGCAGAUAUCGUUCGCAUCAAGUGCUACAGAAACACAGUUUAUGGUCAUGCCAGCGAGGCCUCAGUUGAUGACCCAACAUUCAAUCAAUACUGGCAGGACAUCCAAGAUGCAUUGGUGAGACUAGGAGGAGCUAAUUACCAAAGUGCUAUCGAUAAUCUGAAAAAUGAAUCCAUCGACCCUGAGAUCAAAGAACACUACAAAGAGCUUCUUAAACAGUGCAUCAUGGAUGAAGUCAGCAUCAAAGAAAGACUGGAUGAAAUUGGUAAAAGCCUGGAUGAAUUAAAGGAAGCAAUCGUUAAUCCUAAAAAGAGAGCAGGAGACAAAGCUGUAGCGGAAUACUCUGAUGCAUUGAAAGAAUCAAUAAGAAGGCAAACCGAGUACCUCGCUCAGGCCUCACCGACCAUGUCCAAUGUGAGAACAGAUCACAUAUUCACCAACAUUCUCAUGCAACAUGGAAGAAAGCCAGUCGAAGAUCUUGAUGUGAAACGAAAAGAACACCUUCGCCAGUACGGUCAAAUUAGUGGAAAGCAAAUCAAAAGCGCUCAAGAAAUAUUCAUCCCAAUCGAUGAGAAACAACCAGAAUCUGUUCUUGUCACUGGAAAGGCAGGCAUCGGUAAAACACUGUUUUGUCAAAAGCUGAUCAGAGAUUGGGCUGACAACAAAUUGUUUUUACCUGAUUUUAAGUUCGCAUACUUGCUCUCGUUCCGUCAGCUUAAUCUACUUGGGGACGACCCUGUUACCUUGAAGGAUAUCUUAAACCGAUCUUCAGUGCUAGAUGACCACUCAAAUAUCGACGACUCUAUAUUUGAGUACAUUGUUGAUCAUUCCGAAGAAGUUUUGAUUAUCAUCGACGGGUAUGACGAGUGUUCACAACGAGAGUACAUCGCUAGUGAUUCGGAUGAAAAGUACCCAAAUAACGCCAAAGAGAAAAUGCCAGUAGCAGCACUGUGUGCCAAGCUUAUCAAAGGAAAAAUACUGAGAGGUUCGGUCGUCAUGAUCACGUCAAGACCCGACGAAUCUGACGAAAUGAAAGCCAAAGACAUCUAUUUUGAUAGAUACGUUGAAAUUACAGGAUUUUCCGAGCCACAGGUAAAAGAAUACAUUGGAAAGUAUUUCAAAAACAACGACCGAAUGAAAAACAUUGUAAUGGACCACAUUACAAAGAAUGUCAAUCUUGUCAGCUUUGCCCACAUUCCUGUGCUCUGUUUUCUUAUGUGCUCUUACUUUGAAUAUACUCUACAGCAACCAAAGAAGAAUAAUCCUCUCCCAGUGAAAACAAGUGACCUUUAUGAUGAAGUGGUCAACAUGUUUGUGCAAAAGCACGAUAGAAAGAAAAGCGCCUUUGUCGAAGAGACUCUGGAUGAAUUAUCAAAGCUGGCAGCUCAACUCCUUGAGGAGAGAAAGUUUCUUUUCCUUAAAGAGGAUUUGAAAACUUUGAACUUACACGAGCUUGAAAGUCUGUGUGGAAGCGGUCUUCUUCAUUGCGGUCCUCCUUUCAGAACAUCUUUUUCUGCGACGACUAAACAUUUUUGUUUUACGCAUUUGACUCUCCAAGAGUACUUAGCGGCUCGUUGGUUCGUAAAGACAAGAAAAAUCCCCCCCGGAGAUGUGUCCACAGAAGUAGUUCUAUUUAUGUCCGGUAUUUUGUCCAAGGAAAAAGACAACGAAUUUGUGAAAAAGUUGAUUAUCAAAAAAAUUCUCAGCGUCUCAUUGUCAGAUACAACUACAAAGAGGCUAUUUAUUUCCAAAUGUCUCCUACAAUACGAAGACAUCGAGUUUGCCAAGGAAAUAGUAAAGGAAUUUCGCAACGUAUUCUGCCCACGUGUUGGACAUUUUGAUCUUUCUGGCUUCGGGAGGGCCAAUGUGGACUGCAUUGCUGUGUCUUUUGCAUUAAAUGUUUUUGGUGCACUUAAUGCAGAGGAAAAAUCUGAAUGGAAUAGAAUCACCACACUUAACCUAAGUCAUUGGAAUGUCGCCAAUUUUGCCGGUCUAUGUGAAGCAUUACAGACACCAACAUGUGAAGUCACCAAACUUAAUCUGGGUUUUACUCAGAUCACCGAUGCCGGUGUUGCCAGUCUAUGUCAAGCAUUACAGACACCAACAUGUAAAGUCACCGAACUUCAUCUGAAUCUUAUUCAGAUCACCGAUACCGGUGUUGCCAGUCUAUGUCAAGCAUUACAGACACCAACAUGUAAACUCACCGAACUUAAUCUGUGUGAUAAUAAGAUCACCGAUGCCGGUGCUGCCAGUCUAUGUCAAGCAUUACAGACACCAACAUGUAAAGUCACCGAACUUAAUCUGGGUUUUACUCAGAUCACCGAUGCCGGUGUUGCCAGUCUAUGUCAAGCAUUACAGACACCAACAUGUAAAGUCACCAAACUUCUUCUACCUGGUAAUCAGAUCACCGAUGCCGGUGUUGCCAGUUCAUGUCAAGCAUUACAGACACCAACAUGUAAACUCACCGAACUUAAUCUGGGUGGUAAUCAGAUCACCGAUGCCGGUGUUGCCAGUCUAUGUCAAGCAUUACAGACACCAACAUGUAAACUCACCGAACUUAAUCUGGGUGGUAAUCAGAUCACCGAUGCCGGUGUUGCCAGUCUAUGUCAAGCAUUACAGACACCAACAUGUAAAGUCACCAUGCUUUAUCUGGGUGAUAAUCAGAUCACCGAUGCCGGUGUUGCCAGUCUAUGUCAAGCAUUACAGACACCAACAUGUAAAGUCACCGAACUUCAUCUGGAUGGAAAUCAGAUCACCGAUGCCGGUGUUGCCAGUCUAUGUCAAGCAUUACAGACACCAACAUGUAAAGUCACCGAACUUCAUCUGGAUGGAAAUCAGAUCACCGAUGCCGGUGUUGCCAGUCUAUGUCAAGCAUUACAGACACCAACAUGUAAACUCACCGAACUUAAUCUGGAUGAAAAUCACAUCACCGAUGCCGCUGAGAACCGUCUAGAGUAUAUUUUGGAAGAAAAGAGUCGUAUCUACCUUUCUUAUGAUGAAGAAGACAUUGACUAAUAAUUCUGUUUUUGGAAAAGGUAUACGAAAGUUCAAAGACAUAGGGUUGACUUGACAGUUUCAAUAGUGAACGCUUCAACGCUGUAAACGCGUUAUCCUUUUGUUGUCCUUAAA